AUGCAUUUUUUUCUGGCUUCUUUAUACAAGACCAAGAGUACUACUUCUAUCUACAGUGCACCAAUCAUUUGUUUGGGGGUGAAUAUAAAAAAUCAAGUCUCUCUCGUUAUCGAUUGGUCAAGUUUUGUUGUCUCUAACUUAAAUGUUUGGGUCAAUGAACUUAUUAUAACUCUUCAGACAUCCGUUGUUCAUGAUGGUAGCUGUUGUGCACAAGAUAAGAAAUCAACCUUAUAUCUAUCUAUCUAUCUAUCUAUCUAUCUAUCUAUUAAUCUCAUGAUGGAAAAUGAUUUCUUAAAACAAACAGAUGACGAGGAGGAGGAAGAGGUGGAAGAGAGAGGUUUCCUUCGUAUGGGGGAUCCAGAUUUAUGGCACCUUACAAGGGAUGAAUGCCAUGCUUUACAAUUGGUCGAACUGGAUCAUGACAACCAGGAAUCCAGCCCAGUUUAUGUCGACAACUCUUCAGGAUUACAGAAAUUCUUCAAUCAGUUUGAACCGAUGGAGUGGGCCACCAGUUCGGCGCCGAUCACUCCAGCUAUCUGUAACGACACCAACUCCACGAUCCAACCAUCUCCUCCAAAUGCAAUUGCUGACUCCAAAAACUUAUUGCCCUCUAUUUUUGGUGCUACUACUACUACUACAGCCACGCAUGUGGUAGAACGACCACAAGAGCAACAAUGCCAAUUUUGGGAGACAACCUUUGGGUAUCAUCAAUCAGAAUUGGAACCAUCUGUUGGAAGCCGUCCUCAACAAUCACCUGGUGACCUACAUGAAGGCGUUUCAUCUCCAAGUGAUUUGGGUUCGUCGUUUGCUAGCGACAAUCUUGGACCCGAUACCAACAUACCGAUCACGAGCGUCUCUACCCAACACGUGUUGGAUGCCAAUACACUUGUACAGCAGCAGCAGCAGCAGCAGAAGCAGCAGCAGAAGCAGCAGCAGAAGCAGCAGCAGAAGCAGCAGCAGAAGCAGCAGCAGAAGCAGCAGCAGCAGCAGAUGAACGUGUUGGAUGCCAAUACACUUGUACAGCAGCAGCAGCAGCAGCAGUUCGACCAAAACUUGAAAUUGGAUGUAUCAGGAGCAAAUACAGGAGUCAAGUACGGAAGAAUCGAAUUUACAUUAAUUCUAAGCGACCAUGCCAAUCGUUCGAUUGCGUGUGAUGGCAUUCAAUUCUCUGCAAAGAUAAUUGGAAACGAGGAAUACAAACUUGAACGCAAAUGUGUCACUAUCGAAGACUUGAUAACUGCCAAAAUUGCUUACACGAUUUACAAGGUACUGUCACCGUCGGAACCCAAUCAAGUCUCCAAGCGAUCCAAAAGAGGAUCACCACCAGGCAAACCUAUGGAAAUCCAAUUCGUCGCUAAAAGAAAUAAGGAGACGUUAUGCACCGCCAAGACUACAAUCACGUUUUACCAUAACACCAAGAACAUCCCACCUGCCCAGAUCCUCAAAGCCGAGCCCGUAGAGGGGGGGGGAUCAAAUUCCAGGACUGCAAAGCAAUUGGUUUAUAUCUCUGUACCAGAAGAUUUACUAAAGGAUAAUCCGUUUUUGGUGACCGGCUUCGUAAAGAAUCCAAAGAAAGAGAAAAAUGAUUCUUCUCAAACUGAUGGUACUGCUACUACUACUGCUACUCCUACUGCUACUACUGCUACUGCUACUAGCAGUAAUGCCAUGAUGGACACCUCCUCAGAUGUCGACACCUCCUCAGAUGCCGACACCUCCUUAGAUGUCGACAUCUCUCCCAAAAGUGAGGCUCGAGCCGUUUGGAGUCAAUCUAGAUACCAACAACUCUAUACUACAUCAUACUCGCACAUUCGUCUACUCUAUUCUAUUUUCAAAGAUAUACUUGAUGCUGAACAGCAGAGCAGUAGUUUCAUUCUCUCUAUUCAUCAACCAACCAACCAACCAUAUUUCUCACAACACAAUACAUGCAACACAACACAUUAUCAACUUGUGAUUAACGUUUGGUAG
This is a messenger RNA of Cavenderia fasciculata, 1965 nucleotides long. RefSeq lists its product as uncharacterized. The record is from RefSeq and is a predicted model, not a curated record. The transcript is spliced from 7 exons. Bases 1 to 1965 code for a protein of 654 amino acids. NCBI's taxonomy places the organism in Eukaryota, Evosea, Eumycetozoa, Acytosteliales, Cavenderiaceae.